AAGGCCACAUCGAAGCAAUUACAGCUUUUUCCAUUUUCUUUCAUCACUUCCUCAUCGAAGCAAAGGAAUAAUGGAAAGUGGUGGACUUUCUACCCAAACAUUCCUCUUGGCGUUUCUCUUGCUCGGCUUGCAUGCCUCUUUGGCGCAUUCCCAAGCCACACGAGUCGGUUUCUACUCCACCACAUGCCCUCGAGCCGAAUCCAUUGUCCGCUCGACGGUUCUAUCCCAUUUCCAGUCCGACCGCACCGUCGCUCCGGGGCUGUUGAGGAUGCACUUUCACGACUGCUUCGUGCAGGGCUGCGACGCUUCUGUGCUUAUAAACGGGCCCACAGCCGAGAAAACGGCAGGGCCUAACCUGUCGUUGAGAGGAUUUGAAGUUAUUGACGACGCCAAGACGCAGCUCGAAGCUGCAUGUCCUGGGGUUGUUUCUUGUGCUGAUAUUCUUGCUCUUGCUGCCCGCGAUUCUGUCGUUUUGACGAGUGGACCGACAUGGCAGGUGCCAACUGGACGCAGAGACGGUCGUAUAUCGUUGGCCUCUGAUGCUGCAAAUUUGCCUAGCUUCACUGACUCCAUUGAUGUGCAGAAGCAAAAGUUUGCCGCAAAGGGUCUCAACACUCAGGAUCUGGUCAUCCUUGUUGGUGGGCACACCAUUGGGACAUCAGCUUGCCAGUUCUUCAGGUACAGACUAUACAACUUUACCACAACCGGAAAUGGUGCCGAUCCCACCAUUGAUCCCGCUUUCCUCCCUCAACUACGAGCACUCUGCCCACAAAACGGCGACGGCUCAAAGCGCGUCGGACUGGACGCCAGCAGCCAAAACAGAUUCGACACAUCUUUCUUCACAAACUUGAGGGGCGGGCGGGGAGUGCUGGAGUCUGAUCAGAAGCUAUGGACUGACGCCUCCACCAAAACUUUUGUCCAGCGUUUCUCGGGGUUGAGCUUCGGCAUAGAGUUUGGAAAGUCCAUGGUGAAGAUGAGCAACAUUGGUGUCAAAAGCGGCGCUGACAGUGAAAUUCGCAAACUAUGUUCGGCGAUUAAUUAACUGAUCGACAACCGCAGUGAAAAUGAAAUUUAAUUACCGAUCACUUUUGUUUUAGAUUUCCAUGUCCGUUGAGGAAAGGAUAUGGGAAAAGAAAAAAAAAAAUUAAUGUACUGAAUUUUUGUUUUAUUGGCGUAAGCCAAUGAAUAAAAACGGUUAAAACUGUUUUUCUUGUGUCGAAAAUCAAUCAAAU
This is a messenger RNA of Corylus avellana, 1232 nucleotides long. Its product is annotated as peroxidase N1. Gene Ontology annotation, molecular function: peroxidase activity; heme binding. The record is from RefSeq and is a predicted model, not a curated record. NCBI's taxonomy places the organism in Eukaryota, Viridiplantae, Streptophyta, Magnoliopsida, Fagales, Betulaceae. Gene Ontology annotation, biological process: hydrogen peroxide catabolic process; response to oxidative stress.